AUGACUUCUUUGCAGAUGGUAAUGCCUAAUGGAACUUCUGCAGACGGGUUUGACUCCAUAUACAUCACUCCAAUAUCAUACUUUCAAUACCUCCCAAAUAAUAAAUUGUAUGAUAUGUGUGGGUAUGUCUUAGACAUCAGUGGAGUCGAGAAGUCAAAAGAUGCAACCGACAAAAGACACGUCUUAGUCGUUGAUUGGACUUGCCACACUGUCUUAAUAAAGUUUAAAGCAAUUGACAUGAAAAUUGUUGAAUCGCUCAAGAAAGGUAAAAUUUAUGUGUUUGAAGGAGUUCAGUUAAAACAGAAAAAACACAAGGAAAUGGUGUGGAUGAGUGGUGUGUCAAAACUUAUUGAUGAAGACUCCAAGAACUAUAAAGAAGUUAAAAUGACAAAAAGAGUUGUAGAAACCAAUAGUAAAUCAAAUGAAGGUUUUGACCUGUCACAAGAUAAGCUUGCUUACUUAGAAAAAGGUGGAAUAAAUUGGAAUUUGUAUUGA
Entamoeba invadens IP1 is the source of this 495-nucleotide messenger RNA. RefSeq lists its product as hypothetical. The transcript has a single exon. The record is from RefSeq and is a predicted model, not a curated record. Bases 1 to 495 code for a protein of 164 amino acids. Lineage: Eukaryota; Evosea; Mastigamoebida; Endamoebidae.